AUGACUUCUCCUGUCGACCCCCACAGCAAGUGUUAUUCGCACAUCAACGGCACUGCCAAUGAUCUCAGCGACCGCCUUGCCGUUAGUGAGCUCUGUAAGGGCUGGCCCGUCUAUCGCGAUGCCUCCGAGUGGCAGAACUACCGCGACCUCUUUGCCGAGGAUGCCACCGUCUGGACUACCUGGAGCGGCCCCCAGCCUGUCGACGACUUCAUUGCUAUCUCCAAGGCUGGCAAGGAGAAGGGCGUUUUCAUCAUGCACCGUGAGUGCGGCACUCUGGUCGAGCUGGCCAGCAACAACAACCGUGCCAUCGGCAAGAUGAAGGCCACCAUCACGCACCGCUUCAAGUUCGACCCCACCACUGGCGGUAAUGGCGCUUCCCCCGACACCGAGACCGCCGAGUUCGACGUUGAUUGCGACUGUCGCUUCAUCUUCUUCUGCGAGAAGAACGCCGAGACCAGGCAAUGGAAGGCAAAGUACGUCAAGCUGUUCUACGAGAAGGACAAGGUGGUCCCCACCGAUGGCCGCACUGCUCCCGUCUUCUCCAAGGAGGAGCUGGAGAAGAUCCCCACCGGCUACAAGUACCUCGGUGCCGCUCAGGCUCGCCUUGGUUACCGGAUUGACCUCGAUCUUCCCACUGCGGGUGGCGAGCUGUUCACCCGCAUGUACGGCGAAAUGGAGAAGUGGCUGGAUGGCAAGUCGGUCGACCUCUUCUGGGAAGGCAAGUAG
This is a messenger RNA of Chaetomium globosum CBS 148.51, 726 nucleotides long. RefSeq lists its product as uncharacterized. The record is from RefSeq and is a predicted model, not a curated record. NCBI's taxonomy places the organism in Eukaryota, Fungi, Ascomycota, Sordariomycetes, Sordariales, Chaetomiaceae. The coding region runs from base 1 to 726 and encodes 241 amino acids. The transcript has 2 exons.